Branchiostoma floridae (Florida lancelet) is the source of this 2478-nucleotide messenger RNA. Its product is annotated as cartilage acidic protein 1-like. NCBI's taxonomy places the organism in Eukaryota, Metazoa, Chordata, Leptocardii, Amphioxiformes, Branchiostomatidae. The transcript has 13 exons. The record is from RefSeq and is a predicted model, not a curated record. The coding region runs from base 259 to 2478 and encodes 739 amino acids.
CCCACCACCACGACCCCCCAGCCCCCCACCCCACCCCCUGUCUGCCCCCGGACCCUAGAGAACGGACGGGUCAGGAUAGAGGCAGGACGUCCGAGCCCGCCGUUCCGUAACAACCGGGUACAGACCCUGCACUACGCAUGCGCGCCGGGGUACGAGCUACAGGGACCCUCCAAGCUGACCUGUCCGUAUGAGGAAGUAGCUCUUCCCCAGAGGGCACCGCUACUGAGAGAUCUGCGCAAGCGCUCUGUGGAGGGACCGAUGUUCGAGGACGUGACGUCACUGACCCUUGACCCCGCGCAGGGAUCCAACCCGAGCCAGCGGUACUACGGCAUGACCGUGACGGACGUGAACAGGGACGGCAAGAUGGAGAUCUUCGUCGCCAGCUAUGGCCGUCCGAAUCUCGUCCUGAAAUGGAGCUCCGAGAGGAGACGGUACGAGAACAUUGCCGUGGACAAUCCAGAAUCCCCUUACUACUUCCUGCGUGACCCGGAAGGAAAUGGCAUCAGCGUGGCCGCUUGUGACAUUGACGGUGAUGGCUGGGAAGAGAUCUACAUCGUGAACAUAUUUUUACCAAGUCAAUAUUGGGAAGAAAUCUACAUCGUGAACACGCAGUCCAACAGUGUGGAGGAUAGCGACCUGGCGCAGGCCGACAGACUGUUCCACUUUCACGAGGGGAGGUACAGGGACGUGCUGAGGGAGGAAUACAACCUCGGUCUCGGCCAAACUCUCUCCGCGAAAUCCGUGGCCUGCAUCGACAGAACGGGUUCCGGCCGUUACUCGUUCUUCGUGACGUCAGACGGGUGGAGCGGCGCCUCCCACAAGAUGAUCGAGAUGGACAUGGACGAUAGUGACGUCACGGCUGGGAGGAUCAAACUCAGUGACGUAGCUGGGGAGGUGGGCGUCAACUUCUUCGCAGGUAGUCAUGGUAUUGUUGUUGCUCUUUUUUCUCUCACAGGCGGUUUUGGAGUAGCUGUUGGCCCGAUUGUUAGCGACAACGGCAUGUCGGACAUCUUCGUCACCACAGACGGCAAGUCUCCCAACCUGCUGCUCAAGAACAGGGGAGACGGCACCUUCGAGGAGGUGGCCGAACCUUCAGGCAUUCUGGACGCAAGGCUUCACGACGACCACUGGCAUUCCAGAAAGAGUCGCGGGGUGGCGCUGGCGGACUUUAACGCUGACGGGACGCUGGACAUCGUCUACGGGAACUGGAUGGGCCCGCACCGCCUAUGGGUCCAGACCAAGGCACAGGACGGCAGAAAUAUAUUCAAGAACGUUGCAGGCAAGAACUUCCAGCGUCCGUCUCCGGUCACGUCCGUGUUCGCAGCCGACUUCGACAACGACGGGACCACCGAGGUGUUCUUCCAGAACGUGGUCAACUGGAUCGCUGGCAGGAUAGCACCAAACACACUGUACAGAGUACGGCAGAGGGAUGUCGGGAAGGUUCCAGUUUUUGACCAGUUGGACGCAGGAGACGCCGUGGAGGCAGGAAGAUACGGAACAGGUGGCGUGACAGCUGACCUUGACCACGACGGACAGCUGGAACUUGUCCUGUCUCACGGUCCUGACCUUCCGGACGUGCUGUCCGUCCACAGGCCGCGGCUGGGCAAACAGAACAACUGGAUCCGAGUCCUGCCCAAAACAAGACAUGGCGCCCCGGCCCGUGGAGCCCGUGUCGUCAUCAGGACCUCCAAUGGUGACUCCCAGAUCCGCGUGGUGGAUGCCGGGACGGGCUACCUCUCCCAGUCGGAGCCGAUCGCGCACUUCGGGCUGGGUUCGGGAAUCCUUGCCACCGAUCUGGAGGUCACGUGGCCCAACGGACGCAAGGCUGGAAAAGCGCUCUCCGCAGCCGAUAACAACAAGGCGAUCGUUGUGGAAUACCCGUACGGAUACUUGGAGGACGAUCCCGAACUGUUUCCGCUAGACAGCCCGACCGGAAGUGUGGACGGCGGCGUGGACAACCCGGUUGUUGCUCCAGGAACGACGGAGAGCAACGUCAUCAACGAAAACGUCACGGCUCCUGCACCAACCACGUUGUCGGCGGGAUGGUACGUCAUCAACGAGAAUGUGACGUCAUCUGAGGGCGAGAUCUUAACGGAAAUCGAGGGCAUUGUCUCCACUCAAACCGUUGCAGUGCCCACUACGCAUGCGCAGAGCAUUCUUACCACUUCAACGUUUGCAACGACAACGAAGCAAACGACAACAACAACAGCGACCCCUAGCGCUUCGACACAGAGAAUGCAGAACUUCACAACCGCGAAGCCGGAAGCAAGCACAACAAAGCCACGGUCUCCGACGCUAGAAGAAAUCGAGGUGAUCGGCAUGCAGUUGCCGCGGUGCGUGCGGAUCGACGUCACGUGUGCCCCGCCGGAGGUGCCGAACGGCCGCUGGGAGCGAAUCGCAGCCCUCCUACUGGAGGGAGAGUCACGUGACACCGAUGGGAUGGCAGAAGGUACGCUAUUGGCUGUUGUAGACACGUGA